AUGCCUAUCGGCCAGCAAGAAAGCGGUGUAACUUCUGGCGUCAAGUUUGUCACGUCCACUGUAGGCAAUACGGUUGGCGGCGUUACAAACACUCUAGGAGGGGUUGUUGGCGCGGUUGGACGAGGCUUGGGCGAAACGGUCGAGGGCGCCACAGGCAGUGCCGGUCGGCCGGUUGCACGAGGCCUUGCCGAUGUAUCCACGAGCAUUGAAAAAGGUGCAAACGAUGUAGCAGGAGGCGUCAAACGUGCUGGGGAGGGCAAGUAG
This is a messenger RNA of Alternaria novae-zelandiae, 264 nucleotides long. RefSeq lists its product as uncharacterized. The transcript is spliced from 2 exons. The coding region runs from base 1 to 264 and encodes 87 amino acids. The record is from RefSeq and is a predicted model, not a curated record. NCBI's taxonomy places the organism in Eukaryota, Fungi, Ascomycota, Dothideomycetes, Pleosporales, Pleosporaceae.